CCGACCAAACUCUUCGACCGACUCCGGCUCCUUUCGCCGAGAACAUGGUGGGGUGUAAUGGUUGGCUUGGACAGCAAUUCACUCUCCCCGUUUGACAUCUCAACGGUCGUUCAAAAUGUUGUUGCUUUGCUGCUACCMGUGUUGAUUCUUUGGGCAAUAGACUUGACUCGCUUAACUUUCCUUCGGCACCGAGGCUUGUCGAUCCCAAAACKGAUACUGGGACGACUGGUCUUUGCAUCAUUGGUUUCUCCCUGGAGUCUCCGGUGCAUUUACGAACUAGUCGAACAACUCUCAACACUGCUAUUGUACCUUCGAACAACACUGAAAAAUCGAUCUCCAACGUUGACAAGGGCGAUCAAUGUCCUWUCGGAGCGAAUCCGGAAUCACAGGGCCUACCGGACGCGGCGCUUCGAUGUCUACCUACCACCUUCUUUGAUAACAAAAUGCAAAGCGGAUCGAAGCAAAAGAGACACCGACUUUGAUAAGAACAAUGAGAAUAGCAGUAAACUCCAAGCCUUGCUGUUUCUCCCCGGRGCUUUGGUUUCGCACGAGGCGUAUUCCGAAGUUGCCGCUCGGCUUUCCGACAAUGGUUUCUUGGUAGCAGUCGCAUCGAUGGAACCAUUGCGCCUUGCCCAGUAUCAUUUGGGAGCAGACAAGGCAUCCGUAACACAAAUCAUUGAACGAAUCUCCCAACACAUUCGCAUGCACACUGCAACAACGGGAUGUCGGAGGGAUGCCGAGAGUGACGAACCUUCUAAAACUGCGGUUGCAGAAUUCCCGGUUUGCAAUACUAUGGAAUGGACCUUGAUGGGGCACUCGAUGGGAUCCUUUGCCGCUAUGAAAUUGCUCGACGAAUUCUUYGAUGCCGGGGAACGCAAWAAUGGAAAUAGCAACGGCACGCGAACAAUUGUAUCAAAGUUACGCCGCUGCCCCGGGAAAAAGGAYACGGACCAAAACGGGUCGUCARAAAUCUUCGGGAUCGAUGUCGUCCUUUCCAACAAGUUAGUAAUGUGGGGCGUCGCGGCCUUCCCGGGUGCUGCAACCGACCUAUCCGACCACACAGAAUCGGAGGUCCUGAUCGUCCAGGGAUCAAAGGACGUAUUCGUUAACUUGAUGAGAUACCGACAGAACGAGCUGGAGGCUUGUUUCCCACCCCGUCUCAAAACGGUAGAAAUUKCCGGUGGGACCCACGAAGGGUUUAGCAGUUACAAAGCCUCGUAUCCAUUUGGUGACGACGAGGACAGCAGCAGUGGUGGUGGAACGAAACGAAGCAGAAGAAGAMAGAMAYUGCCCCUGGAAGWGCAACACAAACGGGCGUGUGACGCAACSACCCAAUUCCUUCGUCGCUGAUUCUAAGAGCCUAGAARGAAGGAUUUGAACAGAUCAAAAAGGAUGCARAUGCCAUUUAAGUCGAACGCACCGGACGAGACGAAGCAACGGCCAAUCCCCGCACUCAGCASAGCGCCACGAUCAUUCCUAGAAAAUCACCUCUGUGCAAAUACAUGCUGAACUCACMGUUUCUAUCCAGACUGUUCCUCCUUUGGUACAAUUCGUAUAGAUUCAACUAACUUCGGAAGGACUUGUAUAAAUGCAUUCCAGAAAGAAUUCUUCGCAUGAUGUACUCCACGAACUUAGUGUGAUUGUUAGUCCUGAAGGACAAACCAUGUGGCAUCCACGAAAGAAUACUUUGGAGGCCCUCUCGUUCCACGACGUCUAGGAGGCCAUAUAUGUUAUGGGCAAAAUACUCUCGUUUACGACUAUUGCCUGUUAUGC
Molecule: messenger RNA, 1773 nt
Organism: Pseudo-nitzschia multistriata
Lineage: Eukaryota; Bacillariophyta; Bacillariophyceae; Bacillariales; Bacillariaceae
Source: the annotation of a GenBank genome assembly